This is a messenger RNA of Magallana angulata, 1811 nucleotides long. RefSeq names its product type-1 angiotensin II receptor-associated protein-like. Gene Ontology annotation, cellular component: plasma membrane. The record is from RefSeq and is a predicted model, not a curated record. Gene Ontology annotation, biological process: angiotensin-activated signaling pathway. The transcript is spliced from 7 exons. Lineage: Eukaryota; Metazoa; Mollusca; Bivalvia; Ostreida; Ostreidae. Bases 151 to 678 code for a protein of 175 amino acids.
UUGCAUUCCGUUCGUUAGUGCUCGGACCUUUACCUAGUUACGAAGUUUCCCUGGACUCAUCUGUUCUUAUCGUUGACAUACGUCUCCGAAUUUGUUGUGUCUCGUGACUGUCAUCAUCUUCAUCAAGUUCAAGUAACGCAUCAAGUCACCAUGAGCCCUCCCAACUACACAUUGAAGGUGAUUGUGUGCGUCCAUUUCAUCCUCUUGAUGUGGGCGACACAGUUUGCAAUGGUUGCCUUUCUACCCCCCGUCUACUGGCUGAGCAAUAUCUUUGUCCUGCUGCUAGGAGUGUGGGGUAUAGCCUGUCCUGAGUCGUAUGAUGCCAUACUGAUGUACUUAAUCCUGCAUGUGUUCACUAUCCUAGAAGACAUCAUACUUCUUGGGAUCCACCAACCAAGAACCAGAGAUAGUGUAGAAAUUAAUGGGGUGCGACAAGGUAUUAAGGAUGAGUACAGAUUCAGCUUAGGUAUGGCCAUCACAAACUUAAUCCUGAAGCCCUUCACCGCUUUCCUGCUGUGGAGAAUCUACCAGGACCGAGGAGGCCGAUUCUCUGAUUUCCACUUCCCCCAGUUUGGAGGAAGCCCAUCUCACCAGGGUAACUACGAGAAUAUCGACCAGCCUGUCCCAUCCAACAAUGUGGAGACCGCUUCAUCUGCCAUAGACAAACCACACCCGUAGACAACCCACACCCCAAGACAAACCACACCCGUAGACAAACCACACCCGUAGACAAACCAUAUCUGUUAUCCUUCACUGAUGAAUAUACAGAACACUGAAUCUGUCCCUGUAUGCUGUUCCAUUGACAUCACCAUUGUAAUGUUCUAGUCACCAGUUACUGCUCUUUGUAGUCACUAACCAGUAACUGUCUUUUCCGUUUAUUUAGUAUUCCUAACUAACAUUCCAUGUUCCCCGAUAAAUGAGAAGCUUAUGUCUGUGUACCUUGUGAUUAUGGUGUGAUUUUCACCCAUUUUUAAAAUUUUUUUAAAAUGUAUUGCUUUUUUAAGUACUUAUUAUCAUUCCAAAAGAAAACAUUUCAUAAUGACAAUGCAUACAUAAACUAAAAUAACAACUUACAAUGUUUGUUUUUUUUAUUGUACAGAAUUGUCAUUGUUUUAUAUUCCAAACAAGAUUUUGAACUGUUCUUCUUUUUAAACAAGACACUUGUCACAUGUACCAAUGUCUUACAAUGUUAAAGUUCACAGGUGAACUCUAAUAUUAUUGUUAUUUUUUACAUGACUAUAUUCUAUAGACUAUAUUAAUAUCUUCUAUAUACUAAAAAGUUAUUUUCUAAAAGUUUUUUUGAGGUAAUAAAUUCAGGAUAACCACCAGAUAAAUGCAUAAUCUUUUAAAUUAUUUUUAGGGUAAUUCGGUUUUUUGUAAACAUUGUCUUUUCUGAGUUGUGAGAUAUUCGAGUUAGAAUGUGUGCUUUUAAAUUUUCUAGAUGUCAUUGAAAAGUUGUUAGUGCAAUAAUGUGUUGAACCUAUGAGAAUAUCAAGUGCACAUACCAGUAAACUAAGAUGUCUGUGUUCCCAGUUCAUGCUCUCCAUUAUACCGUAUAUACCGGUAGAUGUGUUAGAUAGCUGUAGUUUAUAUAAUUCUGAGUGUCUGUGAUGCAUGUACUGAUGCUUGUGUUACUUCUCCAACUGUCGAUUACACUCUUCGAGGUUUGUGUGCAAAGUGUGAGAAAAUGAUUGCUUCGGAGUUUAUCUUGAAUGUGCAAUAUGAGUUGUUAAUAUUUAGCCUUUGAUAUAUGAAUUAUGUUUUUAUUCAUUUAACCUGAAUUUUUACAAAAUUAAAUCUUCUACAUUCCA